Messenger RNA from Trypanosoma cruzi, 651 nucleotides. Its product is annotated as mucin TcMUCII, putative. NCBI's taxonomy places the organism in Eukaryota, Euglenozoa, Kinetoplastea, Trypanosomatida, Trypanosomatidae. The transcript has a single exon. The record is from RefSeq and is a predicted model, not a curated record. The coding region runs from base 1 to 651 and encodes 216 amino acids.
AUGAUGACGUGCCGUCUGCUGUGCGCCCUGUUGGUGCUCGCCCUGUGCUGCUGCCCGUUCCUGUGUGCGCAAGAGGCUCCGACGGAUUCCUCUACGACGACGACGAAUACUAAUACAAAGACACCAAAUGGAACAGAAUUACAAGUCUCCGAUCCGUCAGGGAAGCCAAGUAAGGAACCCGCUGUGGAACAAGAAAAAUCACCGGUUAUCGGUCAUUCGGGGUCGUCAGGUUCGGGGUCCGGUGGCGGCCCUGGAAUUGUUGAUGAAGAUGGAAAAAGUUUCACCGGCACGUUAAGGCAAUCAGUUGACACGACCGAAAAGCUACAGAGUGAAGGUAAUAACGGCAUGACAGGAUUACAAAGUAGCACGAAACCAUCCGCAGAACAAGAAAAAAAGAAGGCUGAAGAUGCUUCUGAGACGACGGCAAAGAUUACCACAAUGGCAUCAACCACGACCACAACGACAACGACGACAACCACAACUACAACACAGGCACCAAGUACUACGACUACAAAGGCGCCAACCACGACGACCACCACCCGCGCACCGUCACGUCUUCGCGAAAUCGACGGCAGCCUCAGCAGCUCUGCGUGGGUGUGUGCCCCGCUGCUGCUCGCCGUAUCCGCGCUGGCGUACACCACUCUGGGCUGA